Molecule: messenger RNA, 2026 nt
Organism: Didymodactylos carnosus
Lineage: Eukaryota; Metazoa; Rotifera; Eurotatoria; Philodinida; Philodinidae
Source: the annotation of a GenBank genome assembly
AUGAACACUUUCAUAUCAACAACAUGUGAGAAAGGCGUAGCUUCACUCCAUGCUGGUGACGGUUGGUUGAGUCCCAUUCUUGAAUCUAUUCUGUUUGAAACACAGAUUGAUACGAGUAUUGACACAAAACCUUACGCUAAUAUAAAAGAAUUAAGUAUUAUGAACGACGAAGAUGAAGUGCUUUUUGCCAUAGGCACCAUAUUUCGAAUAAAAUCUGUCGAAAAAGCAACUGGGAGUGGAAUCUGGAGCGUCAAAUUGUUGCUGAACAGUGGAAGCGAUGAACAGUUGAAAGUUCUGAGUGAUCAGAUAAGAGAAGAAACUCAUGGCUCAUCUGAUUUAAACACGUUGGGAUAUCUAUUAAGAGAAAUGGGCGAAUACCCCAAAGCUGAACGGUAUUUCAGAAGAUUGAUAAAUGAUACGUUGCCUAAUGACCCUGUUAUGGGCACAUUUUACAGCAACAUUGGACUGGUUUACAAUGAUCAAGGCGAAUAUUCUCAGGCAUUGAAGUAUUAUGAGCAAGACUUUGGGACCGAACCAUCGAAGCGUUGCAACAAGGUAGAGCAACAUUGGUGCAGUGUACAAUGAUCAAGGCGAACAUUCUCAGGCAUACUAAAAACUGAAUCCACGACAGUUGCUCCGCGGACAAUUGGUCCCCUGCGACAGUUGCUUCCCUGAUCGUUGCUUCCGCGACAUUUGCUACCCAACGGCACUUGCUUUCUAACCACAUUUGCUCCUCAACAGUGUUGCUCUGUUUUUUUAUUUAUAUGAUGGUCCUCUUAUCGAUCUAUGCGUCCUGUUUUUUUCUUGUUCUGUAGCACUUAGUAUUGCUUUCUUCUUCUGUACGAGACUGUGUUAUUUGUCGUUGGGAAGCCGGCAUUGAAGAGUCCGAACAAGGAGAUUUAUAAAUCUCGCAGUGAUUUAUUUAAAUUUUUUAACAAAGGACUAUUAUUAAAAAAUUUUUGUCCAUUCUACAUUCAUCAUAAAGACUUGGUUCUUGCCCAAAUCGAUACAGAAAUGUGUAGGGAAUAUUUUCUACCAGAAAAUAUGCAAAAAUUUUUGUUCUCUCCUUCCUGUUAUUGACUAAUUAGUACUAAUUAACCUUAAUUUAGCCUACUUUGAAAUUGUCUCUUUUUGGUGUUAAAAUUAAAUUUUACAGUUUUUAAAGUUUUAAAAUUUCGUAUUUUUCAUUAUAAAAACCAAAAAACAAAAUUUCUGCGUCGAACUUCAUUCGGGAACAAUGAGAAAUAUUUCCCCUUAUACAAGUUAAUGUUCUGUAUCGAACUACGCUAGAAUCGACUUUUCAUAUCUAAAAAUGAACUUUUUAUUGAAAUUUUAAAAAUAAGGCAAAAAAUCCAAAAAAAUCUUAAAAAUUUUUUUAUCAAAAACUAUAAAUCCAGGAAGCGAAAGCUUUGUUGGGACAUAUACUUCGAGGUGUCUUCCACAAACUGGUGGAAAAAAACAGGUGGCGGGGGGAUGCCCCCAUUAACUAUUAACUUUUUCAAAACCAUUUCGGACUCUUCAAUGGGAGCAGGUAUUGUUGGGGAGCAAGAGUCGUUCGGGAACAAGUGUCGCGGGAGCCAUUAUCAGUGAAGCAACUGACAGGGGAGCAAGUGUCCGGGGAGCAACUGUCGUGUUACCCUAAAAACUAGGCAUACUGUUCGCUUCUAACCUAUUUCUCUAUCUUUCUUUCAUUUAGACUAGUCCAGACGUGGUCAGUAUAUAGCUUGGCAGAGUAGUCAGCGACACUACUACGGACAGUUUUCUUUUACUUAGCGGUUAAAAUUUUGGACUAGUAUCCAUACCAAAAUACAAGACAGUCAGCCACUUUUUGAAUAACUUUUGAUAGGAAUGAGAUAGAGACCUGCGAUUUUCGCUGUUCAAUAGCCAAGACUUGAGCAGAACGUUUCACAAGCGGAAGCAACUUUUGAAAAAAUUCCAGAGACUGGGUUUCCAGAGGAUCUUUGAAAAAAUCGGCUUCGUUCUCAGAAAACUAAAAUACAAUGUUAGUAACUUUUUUGCAUGCGUA